Messenger RNA from Wallemia ichthyophaga EXF-994, 1575 nucleotides. Its product is annotated as Cytosolic Fe-S cluster assembly factor NAR1. The transcript is spliced from 2 exons. Gene Ontology annotation, biological process: iron-sulfur cluster assembly. Bases 1 to 1575 code for a protein of 524 amino acids. Gene Ontology annotation, molecular function: 4 iron, 4 sulfur cluster binding. The record is from RefSeq and is a predicted model, not a curated record. Gene Ontology annotation, cellular component: cytosolic [4Fe-4S] assembly targeting complex. NCBI's taxonomy places the organism in Eukaryota, Fungi, Basidiomycota, Wallemiomycetes, Wallemiales, Wallemiaceae.
AUGGGAUUCAGCGGGGGACUCCAAAUAACAGAUCUCAACGAUUUUAUAACGCCUGGUCAGGAAUGCAUAAAGCCAGUCAAAGAAUCGAAUCAACCGGCGCAGACAGAGACAGCGCCAGAGCCUGCACCAGAUGCGCCAACGACGCAAAUAUCGAUUGGCGAGAACGGCGAGUAUUUCGAGCAGAACCAAAAGCUCGAGAAGGCUGAAAUAACCCUCAAUGACUGCUUGGCCUGUUCUGGGUGCAUUACAUCAGCAGAGACAGUUCUGAUAGAGUCUCAAUCACACAAGGAGGUGCAAAAGUACCUCAGUAGCACCUCCGAUAAGAAAACUAUGAUCGCAUCCAUCGCUCCCCAGACUCUGGCGUCCAUUUCGGCGUCGUUGGGCAGCACACCGUCAAACGAAAUCUUACUACGGAGACUACGCCACCAACUCAAAGAUAUUGGUUUCGAUUACGUUUUCGAUACCACAUUCAGUCGGCAUUUAUCGCUGGUUGAGAUUGUCAACGAGUUCAACUCGCUCGACCAAUCAAACCGCCUCCUUCUCACUUCGGCUUGUCCCGGAUGGAUCUGUUACGUCGAGAAAACGCACGGUGAGCUUAUCCCCUUCAUCAGCACCACCAAGUCUCCCCAACAAAUUAUGGGGUCGCUUGUGAAAUACUGGUUUAGUCAGCACAUCAACAAGACACCCAGCGAUGUCUACCACGUCACCAUAAUGCCCUGCUACGACAAGAAGCUCGAAGCAUCGCGACAGGAUUUCUACAGCGACUUGUAUCAGACCAGAGAUGUCGACUGUGUGUUAACAUCAGGUGAAAUCGGGUUGUUAUUCGAUACGCCAGUGAAUUUAGAGGUGAACGUGCCAAAUGAAAACAGUUUAUCGUUCGAGGAACAAGUCAUACCUCAUCACAUCCAACACCCUGGCACAUCGUCGGGCUCAUACCUCGAAAACAUCCUUAACUUGCUACGUCUCCAAACACCAAACUUACGACUGGAAACUCAUUCACCUCGCAACUUGGCAGAUUCCGUAGAAUAUCUCCUCAUCAAUGACGAAAAUGAAUGUGUAUUCAAGGGUGCAAAAUGCUACGGUUUCAAGAAUAUACAAAAUUUAGUUCGUAAAGUAGGCAAAGAGAGGGGAGUAAGCAGCGGAAGGGGAGCUGCAGGUCGCAUGGCAGCAAGUCGUGGCAGAGUACGUACUCGUAACACGGGCAAUCCACACGACAGCAAGACAUUAGAUUUCGUCGAAGUGAUGGCCUGUCCGUCAGGGUGCAUUAAUGGAGGAGGGCAACUAAAACCUGGAAUUAGUACAGACAAGGAGGGUAAUGAACGUGAUUGGGAUAGUGAGGGUGUGGCUGUAAAUCCAUCCAAGAACAUCGAAGAGAGUGUGCGGUGGUCUACGAAGAAUUGGAUUGGUAGAGUUGAAGAUAUAUAUUGGCGGGCUAGUGAGGAUUCGAAAACACUUACGGUCUCCCAAGUUGACGCCAAGGCGGGUGAGAUGCUCGCGGCGCUUGCAAAAGAGCACCUCCGGACGGAGUAUCAUGCAGUCGAAUCUGAAACUAGCGGAUUAGCGGUACAGUGGUAG